Molecule: messenger RNA, 1546 nt
Organism: Drosophila willistoni
Lineage: Eukaryota; Metazoa; Arthropoda; Insecta; Diptera; Drosophilidae
Product: phospholipase A1 VesT1.02
Exons: 2
Coding region: 291-1298 (335 amino acids)
Molecular function (GO): lipase activity
Source: RefSeq, a predicted model, not a curated record
ACGUCAUCACUACAAGAAAAGAUCGCUUAUAAUUCAACCUAUAGUGAGGGAUAAAUAGAUUGUGAGUCUGACGAGAAAGGCUGAUAUGUGCCACAGAAGAAUGGCAAUUUAGUGUGGGUGCAUCAGGACAUAUUUAGGUCACUUUGUAAUAUCGAUGUAAAAGUUUAGUCCAUCGAUUUCAUUGUUAACACCAAAUCUCAUCUUUUUGAGUCUAAUAAGAAACUGUGAAAUCCGAUUUUUCAUUGUUCUUAACCUUUGAAAGUUCCAUACAUGUAAAAGUGUCAACAACAAUGAAACAAUUCUCUGUAAUAGCAGCAUUUUUUGCAGUCGUCAGUAGGUUGUCAAGUGGGCAAAGAAUUGAUGGUGAUAUUGGGUGGAACGUACCACAGAUGGAUGGUUCGGUAAAGUGGAUGGAGCAUAAAGAAUUCGAGGAAACUUAUGCCACGGUUCAUGAAAUCAAACCCAAUACUGUUGAAUUCUAUCUUUACACCAAUUCAAAUCCUUUACACGGCAAGAAAAUUAACAGGACAUCAAUAUCCAUAAAGGACUCGCCCUUCCGACUUAAUCAAGGCACUUAUUUUGUAAUACACGGAUGGAAAGGUAGUUACACCGAUGAUAUGAGCAUCGAAAUCACCAAGGCCUUGUUGUCUCAAUCAGACUGCAAUGUGAUUGUCAUCGAUUGGGUCCGUGGCCGAGAUGAAUAUAUACCUGCGGUUUUGGCCUUCCCUGUCGCUGGUUACACGGUUGGGAGGAUGAUCAAGUUUCUGUCAGAAAAUCAAUUUACGAUAUUGACCAAAGUGUCUAUUAGUGGUCUCGGUCUGGGCGCCCAUGUAUCUGGUUUUGCUGGCAGGACUGUUGGCUAUGGCAAAGUCCAAAGUAUAGUUGGUCUGGAUCCUGCUGGUCCCUUUUUCAACAAUGAUUUUCGUGACCACCGCCUAACUAUGUACGAUGCCUACUAUGUUGAGACCAUUCAGACCAACGGGGACCAUUAUGGAUUGUUACAACCCCUCGGAAAAGCUACCUUUUAUGUGAAUGGUGGCAAGGUUCAGCCCGGAUGCGGUGACAAUCAUCUCUGUUCCCAUAUGCGGUCUUGGAUGUACUAUGUAGAAGCUAUUAAAUUGAAUAACUUUGGCACCUACAGUUGCCCCGACUAUCAGGCAUUUAUCAACAAUAAAUGUCCGUCAAUUUUCACAAGGAUACGCAUGGGAAACAUUGCACGAAAUGCAUACUUAGCUGAAGGUCUUUAUUAUGUGCCUGUUAAGGAGAAGUCACCUCAUGGUUAUCCUCCACCACAUUAAAAUAAUAUCUAUUUUUCUUUUUUAACGUCUGCUCCUAGUUAUGAUCAAGCCAAAGACAACUUCAGAAAGGGUUCCUAAUCACAGAAAGAGGCAUGUCCGAGAUACGUUUAGAUGAAAAGUAAACAUGUAUGACAAUUUACUUCCACUCAAAAUAACAAUUCACCACAAAAGUUUACUUGCGUGCAAGAUAAGAGAUUGUGGAAUGUAUUUGUUAAAUAAAAUAAAUUCAUGAUUAAUUGAAAAAUUUA